UUCAGUUACUAUACCCUGUUCUGAUCAACGUGUAAGAAAUCGAUUUUUUCUUAUAUUAUGAAUAUAUCUUUUUACAAGCUGUAGCUUUAAAUUCAUGAUUGACUGAAUACAUAUUCAAAAUAUCUACUGAAGUCGUAAAAAAUCAAUUGUUGCAUAGCAGGAACACAAAAACGACUGGAACUAAAAUUCAAUAUUUAAACAUCCCACGAGGCAAGGCUUUUGAAAAACCACAUGCAGUUCAAUAUAUAUCGACAGCCCCAAUAAACCAAGGAGGACAUGACUUUUUCUAGAGGACAGAAGAGAGAAUGAGAUGAAGCAAAAAAGAAAGAAAGAAUCAGAUGUCUUCAAACUGUACGAGGUAUAGAAUAAGUAACUAUGUAAGUCAACCCCAAAGGUACGUUGUAACAAAGGUGAUGUUAUCAUGGAGGAAAGAGCUUGUUUCGUUUGCAGUUUAGAUUACAAACUUCCUACUAGAAAACCACACAUAUUAGAGUGUUGUAUAAAAAAUGUAUGUAGCGAAUGUUUGGAAAAGAUAAUAGAAGAAAAGAGAUGUCCAAAUUGUCGAAAGACAUUGAAACAAACUUCACUUAAUUUAUUUCCCGUCAACGUUAAAAUCGAAGAAGCACUAAAUUUUGAGGAAUUUGGAGAUCUCAUAUGCUAUCAAUGCAAAGAAAACGGCUCUUCUGAUAAAGCAUCAAAAUUAUGUACAGACUGUGGACUAAUUUGUCAUUCAUGUUACAUAAGUCAUACUCGUAUGAAAAUAUUUGAAAAUCAUGAAAUUCGACCCAUACCAAAGGAAAAAUGGUCAAAAAAUUUAGAAGUCGCCUUUAAAAAGUCUUUAAAUUGUGAUAUUCACAAAAAUCAAAGAAAAGAAUCUUUUUGCAAAAGUUGUGAGAAAGCUGUUUGUGUAGAGUGCAUUGUAGAAUCACAUACAUGUACCGAGUGUCAAUCCAGUAUUUGUACGAUUGAUCAUGAGUUCGAGGAGAUUAGACAAAAACUGCAAAAAGACUUAGAUAGAAUUGAGAUGAAUGAAGCGGACAAAACAUGCCUUGAAUUAAUGGAAAAACGAACAUCAGAGUUUGAAAAUUUAGAAAAAGAAAUAGAAAAUUUAAAGUCACAUUGCUUAGAGGUAUUGAAAAGACAUUUUGAUGAAGUUAAAUCAGGGUUUCAAAAUAAAGCAAAGGUAAAAAAAGACGGCUAUGAAAAAACAAAGGAGCAAUUACAAAGGAUGAAAAACACUCAUAAAAAUUUGUGUGAUUUUAUAGAUGGAUCAUCAUCGUUGCAAAAUAAAGCAGGCUUCCUUCAGUUAGCACCAAAAGUAAUGAGUCAAACUGAAUGCUUACAAAAUGGAAUCAAGAAAAUAAAGGAAGAAGCUAUCGAUGUAACAGAAAAAAUUGACUACCUCAUGUGGAUAAAAGAAAUUUUAAGUGAACUUCAGUUAGCUGCUGGAAAGAAUGCAUCUGUAGAUUUCGCUUUAGAAGUCGCCGAGGAAUGCGAGAACUAUCCUUCAAUUAUCAGAAUUUUGUCUCACUAUCGUCGUCUAAAAAGUGCAAAAUAUCAUUUCGAUGGCAUAGAAGAAUUUCAAAACAACCAUGCAAAAGAAGUCUAUUCCGACAAUUCCGUGAAAAGUUACAGGGCGAAGUAUGAAAGAGCAAUGUUUCCACGAUAUGAAUAUCAUUUGGAACUGAUUGAUAAGAUGGUUGAUCGCGCUCAUCAGAUUGACGAUAACACCAUCACCCUUGACUUCUCAAAAUGUCCCCAAAAUACAAUUUUGGUAUAUGGGAGAGAUAAAGAUGUUGACACGAAUCUCUUAAAACCAUUGGUAUUAGAAGACUCAGUCGGAAAUGAUAACGUCUGGGAGAAUUUCAUUUUGCUUGCCUUCAUCGAUACCAAUGACGACGAAGAAGAAACCUUUGAUUCUAUUGAGAAUCAAAUGAAAAACUGCAUUUGGUGCAUCAUUAUUUCAUCAAACAACGACGCAAUGAAAUCCCAGGAUAGUUUAAUAGCUAAAGGCGUCACUUCUAAGUUCUCCAUUAUUCCACCCGAUCCGGAUGCAGUGUGGGACCAUCUUACAUCUGCCUUGGAGCUACCGUUGAUCGAGAUUUUACAAGAUGAGAAGAAUUGGUCAUCUUAUGUAUUGGAUGAUGUUCAAACAGUCCUAAAACGAAUAGAAAAAUGCUCCGACUUUCCAGGACUUGGAAAAGAUAAGCACAAAUCUUACGAUAUUCCACAAAAUCUCAGAAAUGUUUUGGAAAGAUUUGAAGAGGAGAUAGUCCGGUAUGGUUUCUAUUUCGAAAAAUUUCGUGUUAUAGUGAAAAACAAAAAUUUCGACGAAGUUAACGAAGCAUUGAGCGAAAUAGCGUCAGCUGACUUUUGUGAGAUAAUUGUCAUCAGUCAAGAUACUUUUAAGCUGCAUGAAAAGUUAGAGUUAUUUAAUGGGAGGCAUCAAGCUCAGGGGGAAAAGUUAUAUCAGUCUCCAAAGUCACACCAGCAGGGAGGCGAUUCCUCAAAUGUCAAUGACAAAUAUGGAACCUUGGGUUCACUUGCUCUUUUAAAUAAUGAAAAGACAGUUGCGCUGUCAUGUAGACAUGUUUGUUUUAAGGACAGUUAUGUUUACAUUGAAACUAAAGAAAACGAACGGAUACCUCUAGGGAAAUGUUGUUAUGUCUUAAAUGAUCGAAAGAUUGAAAGUGAUUUUGCAAUCAUUGAGAUUGAUAGUAAAAUGGAGGAAUACUUCUCCGUAAAGAAACUUCUAAAUCAUACAGGUGACCAAACAAAUGCUGAUGUUCUUUGUUUAGAAAAUAAUUUAGACAUCAGGGGAGAAAUUGUACAUAAGUUGGGUGCUGUUUCAGAAUGGACGCAAGGGGUAAUUGUCUGCUCAGAGAUCAUAGAAGGUCAACAAGGUAUUAUUGCGAUCAAAGGAAUGAACGGGGAGGACUUCGGAAAACCGGGAGAUUCUGGUUCAAUAGUAUUUAGAGAGAGUACAAGCGCAAGAGUGCGAAAACUUGAAGUUGUUGCUGUGUUGACCGCUGGGAAAUUAACCGAACAUGGAUCGAAAGAUCAAGCGAGCGGUGGUGAAAAAGAACAAAAGUUACAACCAAAAUUGGUGAUUUGCACGGUGUUUAAAGAUGUCUUUGAGAAAAUAAGGAAAGAAUUUAGUUAUGUAGAAUCUAUUGCAUUUUUUAACGAUUAGGCGAUUGAACGAGAAGAUAAUAUCUGGACUAUUUUUUACAUUAUACAUGUAUAAAUUUUUUUUCUCUAGAAAAUGUACUUGAAGGCAUUUUAACUUUGUUCUAUAUCCGUAUGAGAUAGUGCUAGAGUUUGUUGCGGAUACAUUUAGUGGGAAACCUACAAGGCAAAGGUCCAUUAACGUUACUUUUACUGUUUAGAUCUUCAUUAACGAUUUCACCCAAAUUGUUGUAUCUAACUUUUUUGUUAGAAAUAUUUUCGUACAUUUAUUUUUUCAUUUUUAGUGUCUCUGUGAUAUAACCACAUAUCAUAUUUCAUUUUCAUUAUUCAAUGAUACUAUAAUUGUACCUGGCCUAUUGCCCUUUAAAUCUGCAUCUUAGGGAAAAAAUGAGGUGUCAAAUGACAGCCGGGUUUUUGCGAUAAAAAUAAUGUAAAACUUAGCAAAUCAAAGAUAACAAAGCUUGUCGUGACAAGGCAUCACCUAUAGAUAAUGAUUGAUGCAAGAAAUAUGUGAGUCAUUUUUUUCAUAUAAAAUGAUUUAUUGGACACGACUAUUUUUCAUCAAAUCAUGUCAAAUAUCUUAUCAAUAGAAUUUAAUUCAUUUUAAAGAAUAUUCAAUAUUGUAUCAUAUAAUAAAAACUGUAUCAAACAAGAGAUCUUUGUAAAACACUUAUGUUCCCUUCUUUUUAAACAUAUGUGAAGAAAAUGAAUGGAAACUACAAAUAAUUAAAAAAUCUGCAAAGAAAAUGAACGGAACCUGCAAAUACUUGGAAUUUUUCUUUGCUCAAAGGGCAUAGCUCUGUCGAAAAUUGCUCGAUCGUACCUAAAAUUGAAUUGACCUAGAUAAUAUUAUCAAAAAUAUGUUCAUCCUUUGCGAAAAAAUGACCGGAACCUGCAAAUAAUUGUAUUUUUUUUACGUCGAAGGGCCAUAACUUAGUCGAAAAUUGGUCGAUCGUACCCGAUAUCGAACUUGACCUAGAUAUAAUUAUUAUUACCCUGUAUACCAAAUAGCAUUUCAAUAUGUUCAUCCUAUGCGAAGAAAAUGAGCCUAAACUGCAAAUAGUUAGAGUUGUCUAUGUCCAAGGGUCAUUACUCUGUCGAAAAAAGCUCGAUCGUACCCAAUGUUAAUCUUGACCUAAAUAUUAUCUCGAAAAACCUGUAUACCAAAUUUCAUUUCCAUAUGUUCAUCUCCUGCGAAGAAAAUGAACGGAAACUGUUGGAUGACCGACCGACCGACAGAGAGAAGCAGCAAGGCAAUAUGCCCUCCCUUCUUCGAAAGGGGGGGGGGGGCAUAAAUAUAUUCUAUGAUUUGAAUUUAUAUUAUAUAAUAUUACAUCAUAUCAUAUCGUAAAGAAGAAUCAUAUCAAACUCUUAGUCAGACUCAAUUUUGAUUCAUAUUAUAUCUUGCAUUUCAUAAUACAUUAUCAUGAAAAAUGACAAUAACAAACCGUCAACCAUCUCAAAAAUCCAUAAAACGAAAUAAAAAUUCAAAGCAGAGCAACACGGUCCUCCAAAUAGAUAGAGGUAGGAUCAUGUGUCUAGGAGGAAUGAGCAUCCUCUGCUGACUGGUCACACCCGCCACGUGCUCUUUGUCGUAAUCGGGGAAAAAAGCGGAAAAGUCCGUAGACAAUUGGGUGAUUAAUUAUGGUCUAACAAUUAGUAUGAAAAACGUCAGUCAGCAUGCGACCCAAGAUUGUAUUUGUUGACGAGAUAUAUACAAAAUACAAGAUACAUAUGAUAAAAUUCUAUUGCACACUAUUUUUUUUGACUAUGAUUCAACAUCAUUCUUAUCAUGAUAUUAGUACAAUCACAUCCACUUUGAAAGUUUGAUUUAGGUAGGCCCAGGAGCUUUUUCUUUUCCUGGCUUGCUUGAUAAUGUAUCUUAUAUGGUAUGCCAAAUUUUCACGAAAAUGAGCUAAACAUAGUUUCACAGUCGAUAAAGUAGGUUUAUUGGCUGUAAACUAUAGUUUACGGACAGAAAACUAUAGCCAACGACGUUAAUCUAUAUUUCAUAACUAUAAACCAUACUUAACGCGACAGUCUGUUUCAGAAUUCAUACAGUGACUGAAAACAAUAGUUUGCAAAACAUUUCGGCUGAUAAAUACAGUUUCACGAUUUGUGAACCUUUGAUUAACUAAACUAUAAUGAGCCUUUCUGAUUAAUUAAUUUCACAAAUCGUGAAAACUUUGAUUAACUAUUCUUUAAUUACAUAGAGAUUAUAUCUAUAGUUUACAAACGGUGAAACUAGUUUUUGUGAAUGAUAAUGAUAAUGGCGUGCCGUAAUCUGAAGGUAACCUUGUUUCAUAUCCAUAGCUUCAUGAACCAUGAAUCAUAGUCGAUUAGGAUAAGGAAUUCUUCCAACAUUCAAACCUGCUUUGAACUACAAAAAACUUCCAUAAUCAAAACCAAGCUCUGUGUUUGUAGUUACCGUAACGAUAAAUUUUGUGGGAUGAAAAUUGACCCGAGGACAUUUUCAACGUUGAAUAUUUAGAUCAAGGGUGUUGAAUAAAGACCCUGGUCCGUUGAAAUUGAUUGUGAAACCGAUUCUAAAUUAAAUCUUUCAUUCAUUUAACAUGCAACAAAAUUACGGUUAAAUUAUGUUUGUUCUUUUUAGUAAUGUGUUUUAACGUUAGCAUCUUUAAUCUUAAAUAACAGACGCUUGCAUUCAUGAAACAAUUUAUUUAUGUCCCGCAUUAUCCCUUUUUUAACCCUCUCGAUACAUACAUGUAACUAUUUUAAAUUUAGUGAACUAUUCAGUCCAGAAAUACAUUUUUUAUAUACAUUUUAUAUUGCUACAUUGUAUUUGCUGGAGGAGUGUAUAUACGAAAUUCACAAUACAUCAUAUUGCUUUAUUUUGUAUUUUUACUUGAAAUUGCCCAUAUUGUAAAUUUCUUGGUGGGUGUAAAUAUACAAUAUAAUAUAUUGUUAACUUUGUUUUUACACCCACUAAGUAUAUUUAUACUGUAAACUCAAAAAUAUAAUUAUUAUUUACAUCCUCCUGGUAAAUUCACAGCAUAAUACGACAUAUUUACGCCUGCC
This is a messenger RNA of Magallana angulata, 6228 nucleotides long. RefSeq lists its product as uncharacterized. Gene Ontology annotation, molecular function: zinc ion binding. Bases 422 to 3193 code for a protein of 923 amino acids. NCBI's taxonomy places the organism in Eukaryota, Metazoa, Mollusca, Bivalvia, Ostreida, Ostreidae. The transcript is spliced from 7 exons. The record is from RefSeq and is a predicted model, not a curated record.